Molecule: messenger RNA, 791 nt
Organism: Musca vetustissima
Lineage: Eukaryota; Metazoa; Arthropoda; Insecta; Diptera; Muscidae
Gene: Cpr67B
Exons: 2
Coding region: 1-786 (261 amino acids)
Cellular component (GO): chitin-based extracellular matrix
Molecular function (GO): structural constituent of chitin-based larval cuticle
Source: RefSeq, a predicted model, not a curated record
AUGAAGUGUAUUUUAUUAAGUGUAUUUUUGGUGGUUUUACCCACCGCCCUCUUGGCUGAAAAUAUUUUCAAAAUUAACAUCUCACCUGAAGAGGCUCAACAAUAUAUUGCCCAAGUUAGUUCACGUGGCUUGAACACCAUUGAAUAUGCUCCCAAGACCGGUGAAAAUCCUCUGCCCGAAGCCCGCAAUGAAAAAGGUGAAUUUGUCUAUAUGGGUCGUGUGAUUGAAAAUCCCAACGAUUAUGUCGAAGAACACUACGAUGCCCAUCAAUAUCAUGGACAAGAUGGUUUGGGUCAAUACGUUUACGGCUAUAAGGAUUGGAAUCAGGGUAAAAACGAAAAGAAAGAUGCCAGCGGCACUGUUACCGGUACCUAUAAAUAUGUUCAACCUCAUGGUCGUGACUUUAUUGCCAAUUAUUAUGCCGAUCGUACCGGUUUCCAUGUCGAGGAUAAUCGCCCAGCUCAUUUGAAAAAUCCACCCACCAAAACACCUGCCGUCAAGAAAGCCGAAGAAGAACAUUUCCGUCUCUGGGGUGAAUAUGCCGCUGCUGCUGGACACAAUCCCGAUCCAUUUGCACCCGAAUAUCAAACCAGCGAAGGUCGUUAUGAACCCCAAUCAUCGGAUCAAGAAUAUGUCCAUCAAGAACCUGAAUAUGUACCCGGCCCCGAAGAACAUGGUGAACCUAAAGGUUUCUACUAUGCUUUCGACUAUAAUGUACCUUUGUUGCGUAACAAGAAGGAACGUGAAGAAUUGGAACAAUUGCGUGCCAUCAACAAUAAGGACUAAACGCA